Messenger RNA from Necator americanus (New World hookworm), 498 nucleotides. RefSeq lists its product as uncharacterized. The coding region runs from base 1 to 498 and encodes 165 amino acids. The transcript has a single exon. The record is from RefSeq and is a predicted model, not a curated record. Lineage: Eukaryota; Metazoa; Nematoda; Chromadorea; Rhabditida; Ancylostomatidae.
AUGCGAGAAUUGGAAUGGGAUGACAUGGGAUUGAAAUUAGACGGCAGGUAUUUACGCCAUCUUCGUUUCGCUGAUGACAUCGUUCUUAUAAUAACAAGGAUCAACCAGGCGGAGCGGAUGCUGGCCGAAUUUGAUGAAACGUGUGGAAGGAUCGGUCUUCGGCUGACCCUAGACAAGACGAGGAACGGAUGGGUUUUUGAUGCCUCAUUCAUGCUGAACGGAACGAACAUGUCUGAAUGCUCCAGCUAUGCAUAUCUAGGUCUGGAAAUCAGCGUGAUGAAAGACCUAAACUCCAAGCUGAGCAUAAGGAAACGAAUAGCUUGGGGAGCAUUCAAGAGCAUCGAGAAUGUAGUGAAGAGGACCAAGAACAUCCGGCUUCGUGCUCACCCCUUCAACACCACCCUUCUUCCUGCUUUAACCUACGCUUCAGAAACGUCGGCGUUUUGCGAGGAGGAGAAAAAUACGAUCAGCGUCAUAGAACACGUAAUUGAUGGGUGA